Molecule: messenger RNA, 974 nt
Organism: Belonocnema kinseyi
Lineage: Eukaryota; Metazoa; Arthropoda; Insecta; Hymenoptera; Cynipidae
Product: phosducin-like protein
Exons: 3
Coding region: 107-958 (283 amino acids)
Biological process (GO): regulation of G protein-coupled receptor signaling pathway
Source: RefSeq, a predicted model, not a curated record
GGGUCCAUGAUUCGUAAACAUAUUUCUUCAGGUUUGAGACUUCGAUAUUUGACGUUUUUUUUGGAAUAAUUGUGUUUUCCUUACUUUACUAAAGUAAUGGGCAGUGAUGGCUACAUUGGAAGAUAAAAUUUUGGGCGAAAAGCGCGAAUAUUACUGCAGUAGCUCUAGCGAUGAUGAAAAUGAUUCGACUGAGUUAGGUAAACAGCAAAAAAGCCAACCCAACUUUGGGGAUAACGUACUGCAUAAUUCUGUAAAAGCGAAUGAAUGGAAAGGCGUAUCUAGCAACACUGGACCGAAAGGUGUAAUACGGGAUUGGCAAACAUUCAAACAACUAGAAGAGGAAAAGGGAACUGAAAAUGAAGCGAUGCGACAAGAAAUUAUACAGAGAGCUAGUAUGACUUGCCAAAGUGUAUUGGAUGAGGAGAAAAAGAAACUUUUAGAAACUGAUCCAGAACUUUUAGAGUUGUUGGCAGAUGAAUAUUUGCUGGAAUAUCAAAAGCAGAGGGUGGCAGACAUGUUAGAUAAAGUAAAAAAACUUCGUUUUGGUAGUGUCUUGGAUUUGAGAAAUACAGAGGAAUUCCUGAAUACCAUUGAUAAUGAGGACAAGUCCGUUACUGUUAUUAUUCAUAUUUAUGAGAAAAACAUUCCAGGAUGUGAUGCUAUGAAUGGAUGCUUAAUAACUUUGGCGAAAGAAUAUCCUUUUGUUAAAUUUUGCAAAAUCUUGGGGUCUGCUGUGAACGUCAGUAAACACUUUAGAAAAGAAGGAAUACCAGCUUUACUUGUGUAUAAAAAUGAGCAAGUGAUAGGUAAUUUUAUCCAUGUCACGGACAAUUUAGGUGAAGACUUUUAUUCCACUGAUGUAGAAACAUUUCUAGUAGAGCAUGGAUUACUUAAUGGCAAGAAAUGUACUCCUGCCAUUAUUUCUUAUAAUCAAGUCGAUGUAUCUGAUAGCGAAUAAAGAAUUUGAAAUAAGA